CUGACCAAUCACAUCUUAACACAUCAUCAACAAUGACAUGACAAUUUUUUUUUUUGUAAACAUUUUAAAAAGACAAGCAUUUACCUUAGUUUGUCACAACAAUUAAAAGUAUACAUUACAUUUGUUUGGUGAAAAUGAAAAUGAAAAUGGAGUGGAGUGGCAUUUUGUUAAUUUUGUCUGUUGUUUUUGCAGUUUGUACAGCAGAAAAUGAAAAGGAACAUGUGUUAACAUUAGACCAUACAAAUUUCACUGACACUGUCACCAAACACAACUUUAUUGUUGUUGAAUUUUAUGCCCCUUGGUGUGGACACUGCAAGAAACUAGCUCCUGAGUAUGAAAAAGCUGCUUCAAUUUUGAGUAGUAAUGAUCCUCCAUUAGUUCUAGCUAAAAUUGAUGCAAGUGAUGAUGCAAAUAGAGAACUUGCAAUGGAAUAUAAGCUUCAAGGUUUCCCAACUAUUAAAAUCUUGAGAGAUGGAGCAAAGAAAGUUCAAGAAUACAAUGGUCCUCGCGAAGCAGAUGGCAUUGUUUCUUAUUUGAAGAAACAAGCUGGUCCUGCAUCGAAUGAAAUCAAGUCGAAAGAAGAUGCUGCAACACUUAUCGACGAGAAGAAGAUCACUGUUGUUGGUAUAUUUCCAGAACUCUCGGGGGAGAAAUUUGAGAAGUUCAUAGCGUUAGCUGAAAAACUACGAGCUGAGUAUGAUUUUGCACACACUGUUGAUGCCAAACUCCUCCCUCGGGGCGAGCCAGUUGAUAAGCCUACUAUUCGUCUCCUUAAGCCAUUCGAUCAACUCUUUAACGAUUUUGAGGAUUUUGAUGUUGAUGCAGCGGAGGAGUUCAUCCAAGCAGCUAGUGUUCCUAUUGUCACCAUUUUCGACAAGGAUCCAGAAAACCAAGUUUAUGUUAGCAAAUUCUUUAAUAGUCUCAACGCAAAGGUGCUGCUUUUCGUGAACUUUAGCACCGAGCUCGAUGCUUUUAAGUUGUAUAAGGAUGUCGCGAUAUAUUACAAGGUGGAUGGAUUGCGUUUUCUAUUGGGAGAUGUUGAAGUUGGUACAGCUGCUUUCAAUUACUUUGGACUGAAGCCUGAACAAGCACCUCUCAUCGUAAUAAUGGCCAACGAAGGCGAAAAGUAUAUCAACACACAUGUUAAACCUGAUGCUAUUCCUUCAUGGUUGAAGGAUUACAAGGAUGGUAAGUUGAAGCCUCACAUAAAAUCAGAACCGAUCCCUGAGGUUAAUGACGAACCAGUGAACGUGGUUGUUAGGGAUACCCUUCAAGAUUUGGUUCUCAACUCGGACAAAAAUGUACUGCUAGAGUUCUACGCGCCUUGGUGUGGCCACUGCAAGGCACUAGCUCCAAUCUUGGAUGAAGUAGCUUUGUCAUUAGAAGAGGAUUCCGAUGUUCUCAUUGCAAAACUUGAUGCAACUGCAAAUGACAUCCCUACGGGUGAAUUUGAAGUUAAAGGAUUCCCAACUCUAUACUUCAAAUCUGCUUCUGGUAAUAUAUCCCAGUAUAACGGCGACAGAACAAAAGAAGCCAUCAUUGAGUUUAUUGAGGAGAAUCGCGAUGAGCCUGCUGCUCAUGAAUCGGAAUCUGUCAAAGUUGAUACCACCACCACACCAGAUUCAGCAAAAGAUGAGCUAUAAGUAGGUAAUCGCGAUGAGCUUUGUUUCCAUGUAGGACUCAAGUUUUGCUGCUGUUUUACUUUAUCUUUUAUGUUAAUCUUGAGUUUUGUUGCUUUUUUAGUUCAGUAAAAUGGUUGUGUCAUGUAUUAGAAUCAAAUCACAAAUCCUCAACUCAACAUUAGUAGGGAACUCAAGAUAUUUAAUACUUCCCAUGACAAACUUCAACUUUUGCUGACUA
This is a messenger RNA of Capsicum annuum, 1860 nucleotides long. Its product is annotated as protein disulfide-isomerase. NCBI's taxonomy places the organism in Eukaryota, Viridiplantae, Streptophyta, Magnoliopsida, Solanales, Solanaceae. Gene Ontology annotation, molecular function: protein disulfide isomerase activity. The transcript has 10 exons. Gene Ontology annotation, cellular component: endoplasmic reticulum. Gene Ontology annotation, biological process: protein folding; response to endoplasmic reticulum stress. The record is from RefSeq and is a predicted model, not a curated record. Bases 135 to 1643 code for a protein of 502 amino acids.